This is a messenger RNA of Mya arenaria, 3092 nucleotides long. Its product is annotated as acidic mammalian chitinase-like. Gene Ontology annotation, biological process: chitin catabolic process; carbohydrate metabolic process. Bases 216 to 2549 code for a protein of 777 amino acids. Gene Ontology annotation, molecular function: chitin binding; chitinase activity. The record is from RefSeq and is a predicted model, not a curated record. The transcript is spliced from 13 exons. Gene Ontology annotation, cellular component: extracellular region. NCBI's taxonomy places the organism in Eukaryota, Metazoa, Mollusca, Bivalvia, Myida, Myidae.
GCCGUAAAACGUAACGAAAAACGUAACGUAACGUGACGUGAAAAAAACAUCGAUAUUCUAUAAAACCCGAUUGCUUUUGUGGUUGUUUUUCUUAACACAAGACAACUAGAGCUGAGUAGAUUCAUAUAAAACAUUAGAGUAGUACUCGGCUUUGGAUAUUUAUAAUAUGAACGUGUAGUUUAUUGUUGGAAAGGAAUAUUCAAAGCAACUUUAAGAUGUUUACUCCUCUAAACGGAGCACUUGUAUUUGUCGUUUCGCUGCUUCAGCUAUUGUCAAUACAAGCUCAAUAUAGACGGGUAUGCUACUACACAAACUGGGCCCAAUACAGGCCAAAUCAGGGCAAAUACUACCCUGAAGAUAUAGAUCCAAGCUUAUGCACCCACUUGGUAUACGCCUUCGCCAAGUUGAAAGGGAACAGGUUGGAAGCUUUCGAGUGGAACGAUGAAUCUACAGAAUGGAUGAGAGGCAUGUUCGAUCGUUUUAAUGACAUAAAGAUGAAGAACCCGGGAAUAAAAACGUUAUUGGCGGUAGGCGGAUGGAACAUGGCGUCGAAACCAUUUACGGCCAUGGCAGCCACCGCUGCAACGCGGAGAGAAUUCGCCAUGACAUCCGUUCCGUUUUUGAGAGAACGCAACUUCGAUGGGCUGGACCUUGAUUGGGAAUACCCUGCCAAUAGAGGAAGUCCUCCAGAAGAUAAACAAAGAUUCACUCAGCUUGUUUCGGAAAUUCGACAGGCAUUUGACGAAGAUGCCAGACGAACUGGCCGUCCGGCCCUGCUGCUUACUUCCGCUGUGGCUGCUGGCAAAGACAAAAUUGACACCGCCUAUGACAUCCCGUCUGUAUGUAGGGACAUGGAUUUUAUCAGCGUUAUGACGUACGAUCUCCAUGGCAGUUGGGAGAAUAUAACAGGUCACAACAGUCCACUAUUCCCACAUUCAGGGGAAACCGGAGACCAGCGAUUUCUCAAUAUGGACUGGGCUGCGAACUACUGGGUUCAACAAGGGUGCCCAAAAGACAAGGUGGUUAUCGGCAUGGGCUUGUACGGGCGUUCUUUCACAUUGAGAGACUCAUAUGAAAAUGGGCUCAUGGCCCCCGUACGCGGCAAGGGAGAGGCCGGGACCUACUCGCGAGAGGGUGGCUUCCUCGCUUAUUAUGAGAUCUGUGAUAUGCUGACAAAGGGUGGACAAUCGUAUUACAUAAAAGAGCAGGAGGCUCCGUACGCUGUUCACAAUGACCAGUGGGUGGGGUAUGACGACGCUGACAGCUUAAGAAUUAAGGUACAAUGGUUGAAGCAAAAUGGGUUUUCUGGCGUGAUGGUUUGGGCACUUGACCUUGACGAUUACAAGAACCAAUGUGGAUACGGGCCGUACCCCCUUAUGAACGCUAUCAACAACGAACUCAGAGGCACAAUACCCGUGCCUCCUAGAUCAAGACCAAAUCGAGUGCAGCCCGAUCCUGCGGACAGACCCGCCCUCCCCGCUCCUGUUCCCGGUGGAAGUAGUAGCAGCGGUGGGAACCAGGCCAAUACUAACUUACCUCAUCUUACAAACGACUUCGACUGUCCUCCAAAUAUAAACACAUAUUACCCAAAUCCUAAAAGCUGUGACGGUUACUACAUUUGCGCCGAUGGCCUGUCCUUUAAAUUCAAAUGCACUGCUCCGUUGCGAUGGAACUCAGAGUCCAAUUUCUGUGACUGGCCGGAGAACGUCUACUGCGAAAGGAAUUUUGCUUCACAAGUGGGAAUUGUAGCCACUUCAAAGGAUCCUGCUACAACUAGGCGAACACGACCUACAACAACUACAACCACCACCACCACCACCACCACGACAACACGGCCACGUCCACCGACGCCAAGAAGACGACCGAUAAUCCCGCCUCGGCAACAGCAGAUUCAGUCCGCUCAAUCAUGGCAUCAGCCUUCGUCAGGGCCAAGACGAAUCGUCGACGUUCCCGUCUCAUUUAUACCGCAAACUGAUCCAUGGGGUCAAACGAAGUCCCAAGACGCCCGGACUGCCCCUGCCCCACCUGCUCCUCCCGCCCAGCCAGUACAACAACCAAGAAGAACCUUCUCACAGAGAAGACCGGAAACCCAGGCAUCGGCAGGCUUUGGUCAGUCAACACCGCCAUGGCUCGAUUGGUCUUCGUGGAUAACGGAAUUCUGGAGAGCCCUUACCACCAUGAGCGGUCCCCAAGGGGAAAUAAUCAGACAAGCAAUGCCCGGUCCACCACCCAAGUUGUCGGCGUUUGGUGCGAUUGGCGGUCAACAGGAAAAUUCAAACAGUUUCCAACCAAACCUACCAUCACCACAACACGUACAAGAACCACCAGUACAACCUACUGCACAAAACACAAUUCCCCCGAAUAUUUGUACUGGAAAGCAAGAUGGUAUUUAUUUAGACCCCGAUGAUUGCAGCAAAUACAUCGACUGCGUACAAGGACGAGAUUAUCGGGGAACUUGCCCACCCAGCACUUCUUUUGAUGACAGAUUCGGAGUGUGUGAUUACACACAUAAAAUUCCCAGAUGUGCCAUUGCAAGCUUUCAGGGUUGAGCGAUAGUGUCAUUUGAUUUUGAUUUUUCUUGAAGUGUUUCUUUGUCCUCAGUGAUUGUCGAUGAAUUUGAACUGAAUGUGAUUUGUUGUUUUUUCUCUUUAAUGUUUUCUUGUUAGCUGUAAAUUGCUAAUUUGUAUGUAUUUGUUUGUUAGGUUGUUGGUUAACAUAAACAGUGAUAACACAGAUUUUGUUAUUGUUAACGUGAUAGGUAUACUUAUUGAAACAUUUCAAAGACUUAAUUGAUUUUCGUACUUCUUCAUGGAGCAAAUUAGCAUAGUACUAAUUAUUCAUUGUAAACGACGUGAACAUCCCCUUUGAAUGUCUUUUACUUCUGGUCGAAAUGUUCGCGAAGUAUGCUUACAAGGAUGUAUGUGCAUAAUCUACAAAUAUAAGAAAUGUUACAUGUUCAACACGUUUCCCAUUGUCUCAAUACCACAAGAUUGCUUCUUAACCUCAAAACCCUGUAAAGGUUGUUUAAAUGUGCAAUCUGUCUGAGAAUAUUUAUGCAUUUUUGUAAUAAAGAAAUAAAUAUGUAACCAUGA